CAGUCACGAGUGAAAAAGAGACAGCAGCAGCUGAAUGCUGUCGUAAAAGUGUAAAAAAAUAAUAAAACUUUUAGUAAAAAUAAUUUAAAAAAUUGUAAUUAAUUAAUUUACAUUACGCGCAUUAUUGUAAUUAAAUUUGUCAGUUAAUUAAGUUCAAUAAUUACACUUUCAUUCGCUAACAUCCAAUUCAAUAUUUAACGUGACAUAUUUUGUUUUAACAUUUAUAUAUAUAUACAUAUAUACAUAUAUAUAUUUAUAUUAAUAAAGUGAUAUUGUGAUGAUUUAAUUAUCAAUUAAAUUCAAACGUAAUUAUGAAUCAGCAAUACAUGCAGCAGCCACAUUAUGGUCAACCUAGACCAGGUUACGAUGGAUUGAAUUCAAAUGUCCCAAAUAUGAAACCAGGUCCACCUGGACCAGGUUACCCUGGGCAGAAAGUGCCUCCUGGUAAUCAAGGCAACACUUUUUAUAAUUACCAGGGUGAUAACCCAGGAGCUAAUGGGCCACCACCAGCUCAAGGAACCGCGGGCUUGACGAAUCAGAUGUCCAACAUGAGUAUCGCGCCUAACUACCAGGGCAAUAACAUCAAUGGAUUUACCAGCGAUCAUGGUGACAAGCCUGGAUCAGCAGGAGCCCCAAGUCUUCCGCAGAACGCAAAUUUUAACCGAUAUCCAGGAGACACACAGGGACCGGUAAGUAUGGGCCAAAGACCGGCAUCUAAUUCGAGUGCUAUGCACCCACCGGAACCUUCAGGAACUCAGCAGUCACAGCCGCCGAUGAAUUUUAUGCCUCGACCUCCGGGAUAUCCACCAGGAGCGCCAGGCCAACAAAAUUCAUUCGGACCGCAAGCAAGUAAUUUAUCAGCACAUCAACCAGGAGCACGUGGACCACCUCCAGUUGGUUCUGGUCCUUUACCACCACCUGGAUCAUUUGGAUUACAUGGACAGUCAGGUCCUGGUCAAUUACCACCAACUGGAUCAACUGGACAACCUAGUUCUGGACAACUACCACCUGGUACUGGUCAAUUACCACCAACACAACAUGGUACUGGUCAAUUACCACCAGCACAACAUGGUCCUGGUCAAUUACCACCAGCACAACAUGGCCCUGGUCAAUUACCACCACCUGGAUUACAUGGACAGUCAGGUCCUGGUCAAUUACCACCAACUGGACCACCUGGAUCAAUUGGACAACCUAGUUCUGGACAAUUACCACCAGGACAACCUGGACCUUACCAACAAAACAUAAAUUACCAACGCGGACCACCACUGCCAGGUCAACCAGCUCCUUUCCCACCCAACCAAUCCCCCGUUCGUCAGCCUUACCCUCCUUACCAACAACCUCCCAACUAUCCUCAAGCUCAACCUCAACUAGGUCAACCUCAACCAGGUCAACCUCAGCCUCAAUACCCCUUCCAACCUCAAGAUCCCUACAACCGUUCCUACCAUCCCCAGCAGGGUGUCAACAUGCCCGGUGCCCAACCCUACCAACCCGGAGCUCAGCCCGCUCAAGCCAAGCGCCUAGACCCCGAGUCAAUGCCCAGCCCCAUCCAAGUGAUGCAAGACGACCAGAAAACCCGCGGUGGGACUUUCAUAACCAACCAGAAAGGUCUAGUUCCUCCCUUCGUCACCACGAAAUUCGUCGUCCAGGACCAGGGGAACGCCUCGCCCCGGUUCAUUCGCUCCACAAUCUACACCGUGCCCACAACCACCGACAUGAUGAAGCAAACCGGAGUCCCCUUCGGCCUCAUCCUCAGCCCCAUGGCCAAGAUAUCCGAGGGCGAGCAGGAGCCGCCCAUAAUCGACAUGGGGGAAGUCGGUCCCAUCAGGUGCAACCGCUGCAAAGCCUACAUGAGUCCCUUCAUGCAGUUCAUCGACGCCGGGCGACGUUUCCAGUGCAGCUUCUGCAAAGCGACCACCGACGUACCCCAAGAAUACUUCCAACAUCUAGACCACACCGGCCAGCGCAUGGACCGUUUCGAACGCCCGGAGCUGAUGCUCGGUACCUACGAGUACCUCGCGACGAAAGACUACUGCCGCAACAACAUCUUCCCCUCUCCCCCGGCGAUGAUCUUCGUCAUCGACGUCUCCUACAACAACAUCAAGUCCGGAAUGGUCGCUCUGCUUUGCCGAUCCAUGAAAGAGAUAAUCGCUAACUUACCCCGCGAUACCUACAGCGAGCGCACCAACAUGCGCGUGGGUUUCAUAACCUAUUCAACUUCCGUUCACUUCUACAACGUCAGCGCCUGCCUGACCCAGCCCCAGAUGAUGGUCGUCGGUGACGUCCAAGACGUCUUCAUGCCCCUCCUCGACGGGUUCCUCGUAGACCCCGAGGAAUCUGCGGCAGUUAUCGACAGUCUGAUGCAGCAGAUUCCUGCCAUGUUCGCUGAGACCCGGGAAACUGAGACCAUUCUCGCGCCCGCGAUCCAGGCGGGUCUGGAAGCUUGCAAGGCCUACAAUUGUGCCGGGAAGCUCCUGGUCUUUCAUUCCUCUCUGCCCAAUGCCGAGGCCCCGGGUAAGCUCAAGAACCGGGACGACCGGAAGCUCCUGGGGACCGACAAAGAGAAGACAGUUCUGGCGCCACAGAACAGCGUCUACAAUAACCUGGGUCAGGAUUGCGUCGGCGCCGGUUGCAGUGUCGAUCUGUUCGUCUUCAACAAUUCCUACAUCGACUUAGCGACCGUCGGUCAAGUCUGCCGACUUACCGGCGGAGAAAUUUUCAAAUAUACUUAUUUCCAAGCAGACACUGACGGGGAACGAUUGGUCCAGGACAUCAUCAAUGACAUCACCCGCCCGAUAGCAUUCGACGCGGUGAUGAGAGUCAGGACCUCGACUGGAGUCCGUCCUACUGAUUUCUACGGUCACUUUUUCAUGUCCAACACAACGGACAUGGAACUGGCGGCGAUUGACUGCAACAAAGCGAUCGCUGUUGAGGUUAAGCACGACGACAAGCUCACGGAAGAGGAAGGGGUCUACGUUCAGGUGGCGCUGCUGUACACUUCCGUUGGUGGGGUCAGGAGAUUGAGAAUCAUCAAUCUGAGUUUGAGGACUUCGUCGCAGAUGACUGAACUGUACAGAACCUGUGAUCCUGAUGCGAUUGUCAACUUCUUUGCUAAGCAGAGCGUGGUCAAGAUCAUUGAGAACUCGCCGAAGGCCGUCAAGGACCAGUUGGUUGCCAGGUGCGCGAUGAUUCUCGCGGCUUAUAGGAAACACUGCGCGAGUCCUUUCAGCGCAAGUCAGCUAGUUUUGCCGGAAUGCAUGAAGUUGCUGCCGCUUUAUGUCAAUUGUCUGCUGAAGAGCGACGCGCUUUCGGGAGGUUCUGAUAUGACUAUUGAUGACAGGUCAUUUGUUAUGCAAGCUGUGGUCACGAUGCCGCUCUAUACUUCUGUAAUAUAUUUCUAUCCGCGUUUACUGCCGCUCCAUGAUGUUGAUACCCAGGCUACGGAACUCCCACAGCAGCUGAGGUGCUCUUUUGAUAAAUUUACUGAUGAUGGAGCCUUUUUAUUAGAAAAUGGAAUACAUAUGUUUAUGUGGUUUGGUUUGUCUUUAUCAACGGAAUGGAUACAAGCUGUUUUUGGUACUCCGGUGGUCGAUACAGACCGCAGUUCUAUACCGGUUCUAGAUAAUCCAUUAAAUAAACGCGUUAGAGAUAUUGUCAAUCGGGUUCGGAUGGAGAGAUAUCACUGUAUGAGGUUAACAUUCGUCAGACAGCGAGACAAAUUAGAAAUGGUAUUACGUCACUUCUUGGUUGAAGAUCGUAACAGUGACAGCAGCCCCAGUUACGUCGAUUUUCUUUGUCAUAUGCACAAAGAAAUAAAAACUCUACUAAAUCAAUAAUAAAUUAAUUUAAAAAAAAAAAAUAUUAAUUACUAAUUUAAUUUAAAUAAAAUAAAAAUAACUCAAUGAAUUCCAUUAAUCAAUUAUUUUAAUUCAUUAGUUUAUUUUUAUUUUUUAUUUACUUUUUUUAUUUUAUAUUUAAAUUUCAUAAAAAAUUAGGAAGAAAAUAAAUCGGAAUUUUUUUUUUGGUUUUGAAAAAAAAAAAUUUUAAACACGCGGACAAAAUCUCAAGGUUUCAAGACCAAGACGAGAAAGAUUCAAAUUGCAAGGAUAUUUAUAACUAAAUGGUGAAGAAAAAUAUAUGAAUAAAUAAAUAAAUAUAUAUAUAUAUAUAUUUUAGUUUUUAGUUUUUAUUUUGUUAUGAUUUAUUUGUAAUGGUUUAAAUGAUUUAUAAAUUAAAUAUAUAUGUAUAAUUUUACUAAGUGAACUAGGUAACAAAAUAAAAAAAUUUAAGGUCAAUGUAAAAAAAAAAAUUAAUAAAUAAAUUUAUAUAUCAAAAUAAAAUAA
This is a messenger RNA of Microplitis mediator, 4340 nucleotides long. It is a transcript of the gene Sec24CD, whose product is annotated as protein transport protein Sec24C. NCBI's taxonomy places the organism in Eukaryota, Metazoa, Arthropoda, Insecta, Hymenoptera, Braconidae. The transcript has 6 exons. Gene Ontology annotation, molecular function: SNARE binding; zinc ion binding. Gene Ontology annotation, cellular component: COPII vesicle coat; endoplasmic reticulum exit site. Gene Ontology annotation, biological process: COPII-coated vesicle cargo loading; intracellular protein transport; endoplasmic reticulum to Golgi vesicle-mediated transport. Bases 312 to 3833 code for a protein of 1173 amino acids. The record is from RefSeq and is a predicted model, not a curated record.